This is a messenger RNA of Penicillium chermesinum, 1323 nucleotides long. Its product is annotated as inositol polyphosphate multikinase. Gene Ontology annotation, biological process: inositol phosphate biosynthetic process; phosphatidylinositol phosphate biosynthetic process. The record is from RefSeq and is a predicted model, not a curated record. Bases 1 to 1323 code for a protein of 440 amino acids. The transcript is spliced from 2 exons. Gene Ontology annotation, molecular function: inositol hexakisphosphate kinase activity; inositol-1,4,5,6-tetrakisphosphate 3-kinase activity. Gene Ontology annotation, cellular component: nucleus; cytoplasm. NCBI's taxonomy places the organism in Eukaryota, Fungi, Ascomycota, Eurotiomycetes, Eurotiales, Aspergillaceae.
AUGCCCUCGUCCAGAUCCGAAAGCCUGAAGGCUCCACAACUUAGCAGCGAUGAUCUGGUGCCAUUCGAUCAUGUUGCUGCCGGACACGACGGUGUCCGAAGCACCAUAUCAGGCUCGCUGAUCGUCAAACCUUGCACCAAGCAGGAAGUCGAUUUCUACGAAGCCAGCGCUCUUCACCCUGCCUUCCAGGAAUUCAUGCCCCUCUUCAUAGGUUCUCUUUCCUCCGCCGACCAACAGCAACCACAGGCGAUUUCUGCCGCCCAUGAAUCCGGUGCCAUCUUCCUCCCUGCUCCGGGAAACCCUCCGAACUCUUCCGCUGGCCCCGAUAAUCCUACGUCCCACCCCUGCCCUGUGCCACCCCAGACUCCGGCUGCCGCACGGGCAGAAGAGCCGUGGGUUCCAUCCGACGGCAAGAAACUCGAGACAGGGCUCUCAAUAGUGCUCGAGAAUGUCGCAGCCGGAUUCCGGAGGCCGAAUGUACUUGAUGUGAAGUUAGGCGCUCGCCUGUGGGCCGACGAUGCGCCACCGGCCAAGCGCAGUAAGCUUGAUGCCGUAUCAAAGGAGACAACCAGCUCUAUACUCGGUUACCGAAUUGCGGGCAUGAAAGUGUGGACUGGGGAAGGUGGAGAAACGGAUGAAGGAACUCGCACAAACCCUUUUGAAACGAGGCACGAGGGGGGAGAGGGCGCCAAGGGCGAAGUCAUUGAAAAGAAUGGGUACCGACGCUACGAUAAAUGGUAUGGCCGGUCUUUCAACGCGCAAAAUGUGAAGCAAGGCUUCGAAACCUUUCUGGCUGGCGCAAAGGCAGGCCCUGUUGACCGGUCGAAAAUGGUUGCCCAACGGGUGGCCAAUGAGCUCAAAAAUUUACAAGAGGUGCUUAAAUCCGAAGAGAGCCGCAUGUAUUCUGCUAGCGUGCUAGUGGUCUACGAGGGAGACCCGGAUGCAUUCGAGCACGCGCUAGAGGAAGAGAAACGGAUAUCUCAAGAAGAGGACCAGGAAGACGCAGAGGAUGAUGGUGAUGAUGAUGAUGAUGAAGAUGAAGAUGAAAACAUCGAAUUCGAAUUCUCCGAGGAGGCUAUGGAAGUUCAGCUCGGAGAUGGGAAGACACAGCAGGUGAUCAAUAUCAACAUCGAUUCUCAAAAUCCCGCCAUCUCCCAAUUACCAGACCUGGGCGACGACGAAGACGAAGAAACCCCCAAAGUACAUGAUCUCCGAGUGAUCGACUUCGCACAUGGCGCCUGGACCCCCGGUCAAGGGCCAGACGAGAAUAUGCUCCAGGGGAUUCGGAACUUAAUCCAGAUGUUCGAAGAACUCGCGCAUUGA